AUGCCAACGUUUUUUAUGAAAUUUCUGGUUCGUUCCCUUUCGCACAAAUCACGUUGCGAUGUGCGCCGUGAGGCUGCGUGGAUGUGCUCAAACAUUGCUGCAAGCAGGCCCGAUCAUGCGGAUUUGCUGUUCUUGGACUGGAACGUGUUUGCGAUGUUACUCGAAGGUUGCUCUUCAUCAGAGAAAAAGCUUAAAAAAGAAUGCAUGUGGACAAUUGUCAAUUUACUUACUGGAGCAAAUGUCGACAAAACAAAGUUUAUGGUCGCAGCAGGAGUAUUUUAUGUUAUUCCAACACUGCUAUCGACGUCAGAUUUUCGACUGACUGAACGAACAUUGCAAGCGAUGCGCUUGCUGUUACCUUUCUAUCCGGAACAUGCAAUAUAUGUGAAAGAUUCGAAUAUGUUGGACUUAGUAAAGCCGAGAUUUGUGGAGACUGACAUGCAUAUACAGGAGUUGAAAGCCGACAUUGAAGCGAUGGUCGACGCAAGAUCGAUACCGAUUGUUCCAUCAUGUACAUACACAUUCGUCUAUUAA
Cooperia oncophora is the source of this 534-nucleotide messenger RNA. The record is from the annotation of a GenBank genome assembly. NCBI's taxonomy places the organism in Eukaryota, Metazoa, Nematoda, Chromadorea, Rhabditida, Trichostrongylidae.